Messenger RNA from Ilex paraguariensis (yerba mate), 1142 nucleotides. The record is from the annotation of a GenBank genome assembly. Lineage: Eukaryota; Viridiplantae; Streptophyta; Magnoliopsida; Aquifoliales; Aquifoliaceae.
AUGGCCUACGAUGCAGAAUUUCUCCGUGUCCCAGGGAUUCGCUGGAUUGGAGCUUUCCCACAGGAUUGUGAAAGAUACCAUCUUCCACAACAGUGUCUCCUUCCUUUAACAGCUGAAGAUAAGACGAGAAUUGAAGCAAUGUUACACCGAUGUUACUUGCAACGAGAAGUAUCUCACUGGAGGUUGGAGCUUGAGCUGCUGCUUCAAAGAGGGGUCAAAUUCGAGAUAGAAGCGUUGUCGGUACACUCAAUCUCCUUCUUGUCAGAAGAGUAUGUACCAUCUAAGAUUCAAGGGUUGUCUUUUGAAAGUGGAUGUCCAUUGCCAGGCUUGCAAGAUGAAGAUGUUGGAAGUGCUGGGUUCAAUCUCUGUUGGUCGUAUUUUGAAGUUGCUGACCUUGAGAUCAACCCUAAAGUUUUGCCGUUAAAUAUUCUAGGAGUUUAUUCUGUCACCAUAGAUGCACAAGCAGGGACGGCAAAAGUUUCGGGUGAGGUUGACCCGAACCUGCUUCUUAGGGCCUUAGCAAGAUCCGGAAGACAUGCAGAACUCAUAUGGGUCAAGCUCAAUCACCCAGUACUGAAUAGCUCUAAUUAUGACAAUGGAUACAGUCCGUAUGGCUCGUAUGAACCGUACAACUACGGUGCCAAUGGCUCAUAUGGCUAUGGUGCCAUAGAUGAACCCUACAGGUACAGAAGGGCUUUGCAGGAACAUUCAUAUUACGAUACACACCAACAAUACUAUUACUACCCGAUGAGAAGGGCAGUUUGGGAAUAUCCUACUUCCAGCACAACCAUUCGCUACGGCUACGGCUACGGCUCGCCGCAACGGGCUAGGUAUGUCCCGGGAUAUCCACCACCGGUGUAUGAUUCUUACGAAGAUGAACCCAUCAACUUUUGCUCCGUUUUGUGAUCUACAAAAGGCAUGCAUGGCUUGUUUUUUGGUUUCUUGACUAGCAAGAAAACUAAUAGUCUUAGAAUUAAGCACGUGGUCUAAUUUGGACUUGCAACUUUGUUAUGAUAUUCCUAAGGUGGAAGAUUAGGGUUUUAAUACUGAACUUUUGAGUAUUCCUUCAAGUUUUCUUUUCUUCUCAUUGAAUGUAAUGAACUUAAGUAGCAUGUAUGGCUACUUGGCCAACUGAGAUUAAU